GCACGGUGUACUCCGUAUCUAUUCCUAUUUUAAGUCCAUCGAAGUGUUCUUCUUGAAGAGAAACGGAAAAUCUCAGUUUAUAAGCUUCGGGUCUGCGUCUUCAAAAAUCUAAUCCCUCAAAAUUGGUUGCACGCGCACGCGUUCUCAGCACGUCCUGUUCUUAUUUAUCAGGCAGGGAUUCAAACGGCAUUUGAUUCUUAGCUGUGCACCAACCUACCGCCGUCACUGGUAUAACUCCUAGUAUCUGAUUGAAUCGACAAGUGACUACGAAGGCCUAGCCCGUAUAUCUGGCUUUCUGAAAAGCCUAUCGUCCGACGAAAACAUGCCGAGACCCCCUACUAAGCGUAAUCGACCGACGCUUGGAAUUUCGAAGGCUGAAAACAAAGAUCUUCAACAUGUCAGGGAAGUUGCUGGGUCGACGAAGCAUACUGCAAAUAGCUCAAGCCGUGAAUCGCCGGCUGUCUUGCGGAUGACACAGCACCCAGUGUCUGAUUUCGCGCUGCAUCAAAAAGACCGGACACCUGUAGUCAAAUCUCAUGAUUAUGCAAUUGAAUCAUCACCUCUGGAAGAGCGUGGAGUAGGUAGCAGUCGUCCAAUGACAAGGGCUCGCGGAUACUCAUCUACUCUCUCCAUCGUCGGACGGAAAGGUGAUGGGAAUUCGAGGAUUCCAGGUACUCCUGCCUACGAGAGUUCGAUAUUGAGCAAUUUCAGAAGACGGCCACGGCAGCCUAGCAUUCUCCAUGUGAUGCAAGCCAAUGACGAUUCUUCAGAUCUGGAUGAUGAGGACUUUCUUGGAGGACUAAGUCCCGAGGACGAGUCCACACCCUUGGAUAUUUCAAGGGGGAAGUCACUCAUCGCGGGGCACGCCGCAUCAUCCUCACCAGGCCUAUCAUCUCCUUCCAGCAGCAAACAGCGCAAGCGUACACAUUCUUCUGGGAAAACUUGUUCUGCAUCACGUCCGCAAGAAGUGCGACACUCGCCUCCUACGAUGAUAAUGGGGCAACAAGAUGAAACCCCAAUACGCUUAUCCCAGCCUCGCAUGUCUUCUAAGGCUACGAGCGCAACAAUGGCGCCACCUAUGAGCAGCAGUCCUUUCAUGAGCCCUACAAUUACGCCUUCGCUGACCUAUGGUGAACAGCCUCUAGCUGUUUCCAAAAUUGCGCUGGAAAUUACAGCUGAGCGAAGCAACGUGUGCAAGACUUUAUCCACGGUGGCCCUCCAGAAUGAACUGCUACCUCGGAGAAUAAAAAUCCGGCGCCAAUGCUGGGGUCCCAAUUUAGAGACACAGAGCGGGCUGAGUGAUGAUAGCUGUUCCGAAAUGGAGCAUCAUGAGAGUGACCUCCCACCAGGGACGCCCCACCGGGCACAUCGAAGACACGUUGGCAAGCCGGGCCCUCCAAAAUCUCAUGAUAACCCACAAAAAGAGCAGCCAACAAUUGUCAUAGUUGGUUCAAGAAAGAGGAAUCGUCGUCGAACUCAAAACGACAAGAAUACAAGACUGGGAGUUGAUCGGCUCCCCUCUGCAACUACCAAUGCAUCUCAGGAGGGUCCCCUGUCACCUCUGUCGUCACCUUCUUCGUCACCUUUGUCCUCGCCUCUAUCGUCGCCGCCCGUUUCACAUGCCUAUCGCUCAAGUAUGCCAUCGGGAUCUGAAUUGCUCAAAGAUAGGUAUCUCAGCGAGGAAUUGAGAGUACAGGCACGGAAAUUUGCGGAUAUUGAUAAUUGGGAGUUGGAUUAUGAAGACGUAACUAUUGGCGCCAGUCAAGGGAGCGAUACUUUCAGAUAAAGAUUUACAUGUUCGCUUGCCACCAUCAUGCUGAUCAUUCCUUCCCCUCCCCCCUCCCCCAGAGAAAAAACCAGUUAAAACGUGGAUAGUCAGAGCGAACGGCGCUAUGCUAAUACAUCGGGCAAUUAAAGUCU
This is a messenger RNA of Aspergillus uvarum CBS 121591, 1920 nucleotides long. RefSeq lists its product as uncharacterized. Lineage: Eukaryota; Fungi; Ascomycota; Eurotiomycetes; Eurotiales; Aspergillaceae. The record is from RefSeq and is a predicted model, not a curated record. Bases 323 to 1786 code for a protein of 487 amino acids. The transcript has a single exon.